AAGUGAUUUGGCUCCAGCUCAUCGAUCGCAUUGCUCGCUCGCCCCCUGUCUUUGAUUCGCUUCUGACGGCUCCAUGGCUGCUGAAGGUGAGACGACUCCGGGCACCGUGGACAUGAAGGUGACUGCCAAGAAGAGCAUCAACUUCUACAUGAACUCUGCCAAGGCUUUCUUCACUGGAGUUGUGGAUAAAGAAGGCAAGAACCGUGAGCCGGUGUGUGUCUUAAACAUCUCUGGCCUUGGCGAUGCAAUCAAUAUCGCUGCACAGGCGGCUGGUGCUGUUGUUAAGGAGGGUUUGGCCACCAUCCACAAGAUUGAGACCUCGUAUCCGGAAAUGAAGCUGAGCAACGGCUCUGAGAGAGGCUGUGCCAGAAUCAUGAUCACCCUCCACAAGAAGGUGUGAGUUACAGCCACCAUUGCUCUGCUUUACUUGUGAAUGUUCACAGACCCAGCUUGGCCAUGUUGAACAGAGUGAGA
Messenger RNA from Durusdinium trenchii, 474 nucleotides. Lineage: Eukaryota; Dinophyceae; Suessiales; Symbiodiniaceae. The record is from the annotation of a GenBank genome assembly.